Messenger RNA from Mytilus trossulus (common blue mussel), 1164 nucleotides. RefSeq names its product programmed cell death protein 5-like. Gene Ontology annotation, molecular function: DNA binding. Gene Ontology annotation, cellular component: cytosol; nucleus. Lineage: Eukaryota; Metazoa; Mollusca; Bivalvia; Mytilida; Mytilidae. The transcript is spliced from 5 exons. Bases 163 to 543 code for a protein of 126 amino acids. The record is from RefSeq and is a predicted model, not a curated record.
AUUUACACAUUAUUUUCGGAUUUUCGGGGUGAAUCUGCGUUUUUUUAUGAACAGUCUAGAGAAUAAAAAUUCCGUUGUCAUUCUCAAGAUUCUCGAAUCAAACACAUUCUCACCUUAUAAUAAUUAUAAGAUCUUAUAAAAUUGUUUAAAGAACAUUACGAAAUGGCUGAUGAUGAAUUGGAUGCCAUAAGGGCCAGAAGAAUGGCAGAACUUCAAGGGGGAGGAGGAGGACAGAAUAUGCCGAGUCCAGAGGAGCAAGCUGAAAGACAAAGACAGAUGAGUGAUAUGAAAAAUGGCAUCCUCAGUCAAGUACUGGAUCAGUCUGCUAGAGCGAGAUUAAACACAAUUUCUUUAGCAAAACCAGAAAAAGCCAAGAUGAUAGAAGGCAUGUUAAUGCAGAUGGCGCAAAGUGGUCAGAUACAAAAUAAGCUUGGUGAAGAUCAGUUAAAAGGACUGUUAGAAAAAGUCAGUGAGAGAACAAACAAAAAAACUACAGUAAACUUUAAGAGAAGAGGAUUAGACGACUCGGAUGAUGAAUUUUAGAAAGAUUGUGAAAUACCUGCUAUAAUGUAUGUGGAGGAAGAUGUUUGACAUUCUGUGAUGGUAGUGAGCCAGAAGAUUACAUUGUAUGAACUGUGAAUGGCCUACAAAUGACUUGUUAAUAUUUAAUGAGAAGCAUGUAUUUAUUAUCUGUCCAAAACAAAUGUACUAAAUAUAUAGAACUAAAAAAUGUAAAAAAUUUAUGGGUAAUUAAUUGCUUUAUAGAUUGAUCUCAUUGUAUUUGGAAAGGAAUGUUUCAUUGUUAAUUACAAAUGUAGUUUGUAUGAAAAGAUUUCUUCAUUUUAGUUUAAUGCUAGUUUUAGAAAUAUUUAAUGCCCAUUGUGAUGGUUGAAGUAAAUUUAGAAAUUAUCAAACAUGAUACACAUUUUUGUAACAUUCAUUUGAUUUGAAUUGAUUUUUUCUGCUUCGAUAAAAAAUUAAAAUUUUAUAGAAUAUUAGAUUUCGAAAUAUAAAUCCAACAUGAGGUAGAAUUUGACAGAUGUAUUUUAAAGAAACUUUUUUUUUAUCUAAAAGAAAUCCAAGAGUUACAGAGCAUAAGAGUUUCAUGCAUUGCCGAAGAAUAUUGAAGACAAGUAGAAAUAAAUUAGGACAUCAUGAAAAAUA